AUGAAUAUUUCUGAUAUUAUUCCAAGAAUAAACAUAUCAAUUUUGCCAUUAUUUGAGCCAGUUGUAAUUUAUUUUAAUCAUAAAAAAACAGUACUAGUUCACACCGCGAGAAAAUCAAAAUCUGAUACAAUCCAUAUGAUAUUGGUGCUGACUGAUAAAUCUGAAAUCAAAAAAUGAAAAAGUCAAGUUAAUAAUGAGCAAGUUGAAUACUUUUGUAAUUCACCAAAAAUUUUAAAAGAAAUUCCAACUGAAAUAUCUGAAAAUCAACCUACUGAAUACUCAAAAGGCAAAAAAUUAACUUUUCAAAUAAAUUUUAUUAAUUUCCCCCUCAAAUUUUAAUUUUUAUAGCUGAAAUAAUAAUUUAUAUGCAAUAGCUUUGAUUUCUAAUUUAACGUUUAGUAAAAUAAAAAAUUUUACCUAUGAUUAGUUCUAUUUUAAAAAAAUUAGCACUUAUUUGCAAUUAAUGAAAGCAUUCUAACUGGUUAGUCAUUAUCCUAUUUUCUAUAUGAAUAUAGGAUAGAAACAACAACACAUUUCAAAAGCAAGUGAUCUACAAAAUUCUGAAGAUUUUGAUGAGGAAAAAAUCUUGUCACUAGCCCCUGCAAGCUCUGGUUGCUCAUUAUCCGUAUCUUCUGAGAGUAAUUUUAAAUUAGGAUCUGCAUCAAAGUAUAUUUUAAGUACUAGUAAAUCUAUUAAAAAAUUCCAAUGAAUUUUAUUCUUUGCAGUACUUUUUAAAUAG
Molecule: messenger RNA, 739 nt
Organism: Blepharisma stoltei
Lineage: Eukaryota; Ciliophora; Heterotrichea; Heterotrichida; Blepharismidae
Source: the annotation of a GenBank genome assembly